UUAUUUGCAGAUUUUUCUAAAAACUAUUCUUUCAAAUCAAAUACUUAGCCUACUUUAAAUAUAAAAGGUGUCCCUGCCUCUGCUCUUGAGAGUCCCCGCCGUUGCAUCCACGCAUCAUUUGAUACAUAUCUUAUCCCUGCUCAUGCAGAAAGUGUAGGCACAGCCUACCAAAGCAACUCCAAUAUCUAUGGAAACAGGCGAAGAUACGCUAAAAACUAAAACUCACUUCAGAUGAAACCUCAGAACUGAACAUUUCCAAAGAAACGGUUCAUAUUGGACAAAAGUAUUGGACUUGUUUGGAUUUUCCUGUUAAUAUUUAUAACAUUAACGGUCAAACAUCUACAAUGAAGUGUAAGUAUAAUUAUUUUUUUAUUUUAUUUUUUUAUUUCAAACGGACACGUUUACUUCAUGAAUGUAUUUCCAUGUUAUUAAUCAACAGCCUAUUGCAUUAUGUUUAACAUAAUUAACUAAUAAUGAACGAAUAAAAGCGACUAAAACGUGUUAUAUAUUGCGAAUUUGCUAUACAAUGCCUAAUCCUAAAAAGUAUAAUCAUUUUUUUAUUUCUGUUAAAUAAAAGUUCAAGCUGUUUCAAUGUUUAAUAAAUCACGUGUUUACUAUUAAGAAACAACUGUCUUUAAAACACCACCUUUAGGAGUGUCUGACUGCAGAACACCCGAGCGGAAUGUUGUGUAUCUUCACCUCGAUAUAAUGUACUGUACUACCGAUAUUUGUAAUACAUGUUCUGACUUAGACCUUUUGAAUUAACUUUGGUUGCAUGCUUUAAGUUUUAAUUGCAGUUAUCUUAAUUACUAAACACCUAAAGCCCACGAGCUGCGGCUGUGUACAAGAAUCAGAAUACUUCUGCUCCACAAUACCAAACGAUUUCCCACCUGGCAUUACUUCUAUCCUUUUCAUAAUGCGAAACAUUGGCGUCAUCAACUCAACGGUGUUCUCCAGUGAAAACCUGAACUCUGUCUCCAGUCUGACCAUAGCGAACAGCGGGGCCACAGAAAUUCAACCCGGGGCUUUCAGACCAUUCAGCCAGCUCGCCAAACUGAGUUUGUACCAGAAUCACCUCACUGACGUCAACGCCUUAUGGCUCUCCAACCCACAGCUUCUGGAAAACCUAACCAUGUUCGCAAACAACGUUCAGAGAAUAGAACUUCACACCCUGUCCCGUUUCUGCAAUUUGGUGGCCCUUAAUUUAGCCAGAAAUAAAAUCAAGACCAUAGCUGAUGGCAGUUUUAAAGGACUUGGCAAGCUGUCUGUGCUUGACCUUGCUGGAAACGAACUGUCCUAUGCAAGCAGAGACACGUUUAGUGGACUAGAGUCAACCAAGAUGAAGCUAGGUGGGAAUCCAUGGGAUUGCUCGUGCGAACUGAAGAGCUUUGCAAUCUUUCUCAAAGAUUUGAUCAAUGCUUCUUUACUACAAGACCCCAUGGAUGUUACCUGUAUAAAUCCACUGACACUCAAGGGCAGUCCAGUCUGGAACAUCUCCGAGUUUCACUGUCCAAGCCCGCCUGAGCCACCAAAAGAUUCAUUCAUUCAUGUUGGAGUUCCGAUUUUACUGGUGUUCCUUGUGGUUCUUCUAUCAGUCCUGCUCUUGGUCACUCUGCUCUACAAAAGAAAACAAGAAAAGAAGCAAGUAAAACCAGAGGAAGAAAGAGAAAAAGAUAAACAUCAAGCCAUGUCAAACACUGAAGAACAAAGCAAAAACCUGCAGAGAGGAAACAUGCUGCUGGUAAAACCUGGAGCAGGACGGCAGAAACGUAAUGCAAAGGGUCGAGCAAAGUCAGCUUCUGCAGUCUUGCACCGGUCACGUUUUAUACAAGACACAGUUAAACCAGGACCAAAUAAAAACAUGAACAAAGCAAACCUGAAACCUGCCGACGAAUCUGUAAGACAACUAGUUGAGAUCCAUAAGAGAACCGCUGGAGGAACUGAGUCGCCAUUUAAAAUAAAGGAUGCCAGUACUGACCAAACAGGCAGACACCAUUUAGAACAUUUGAAUAAGAAUAUGACUGUAGAAUGCAUAGAUUCAAUAGAUCAGCAUUUGGAAGGUCCAGCUAGGACUGAAGAUAACCAGACUUAUGAAGACACUGACCAAAUGCCCUACCUAAGUAUUGAUACAAGAGCUGCUAAAGAAACCCCAGAGAUAAUUGCACAAAGCCAUCUUGUUUCCACAAACAGACCGAGGCUUGGUCAGACCAUCAAAAGGAUGUCAACGUGGCCACUGACCAAGACAGAGUGGAAAGAAGAAGACAAGGUAGAGUGGAAAAAUAACUAUUUUUUGAGGCCGGAAGAUGCAUCUAAAGCAUGGAUUCAUCCAGAAAAUGUGGUGGGUUUCUCAGUAGGAGACAAGCCUUAUCAAAGAAGACGCCAAGAAGAAGCUGAUUCUAAGUUAUCUCCAAAGGAUGAUAUUGAUGGAAACCAAGAGACUGCUGUGGAGAAGCUGGAUUCAGCAACAGGAGAUAUGUAUCAGCAAUCCACUGGAGAAUACAGGUUUAAAGGCAGCAGUCAGAAAAGAAGUGCAGACUCACAAAGAGAAGGAACCAUCGGGAAGAAGAAAACACAGAACAGCCAAAGAGGAUUGAACAGUGUGUUAGUGGAGGGUAAUGCACAGGGCAGUGGCACACACUCCCUCACAAAGGUAGAAAGGGCUCGUCACAGUGGCUCACCAGGGGAUGAAAACCUGCUGCAAAAUAACGAAUAUGCCUUCAUUGAUCUGCUUCAUGAAGUUGUUGUGAAUCAAGGCAGGUGGACGCGAGACAGAUGGAAGCAAACGCACCAGAAGAGAGUGAUCAAUAAACCUUAGCAGCGACCACAGCAUAAUAUUAUAUCCUUGAUGUUCGUUGUACCACCUUCCAAAAAGAAACACCAAAAGACGCACCAAACUUGUGUAAUUGUCUCGGACAGCUCAUUCAUAUUGCAUCAUUACAAAGGAAACCUAUUGCCAAGUGAUAUUAUACAUGUAUAUAUCCUUGGAGGGUUUAGGUAGGGGUGGUCAAAGUUAUACCUUCCACUCCUGGUCUUUGUUCCAACCCUGUUCUAAAUUGUUUAAUUAAACCUCCAGCCAGACCCUAACAUAUUUGAUUGUCUAAUUUACCCGUUAAACCUGGAGUGGAAUAGCCCUCCAGGAGCAUGAUUGGACACCGCUGGUCAGUUUAUAUUUGUCUUGCAUAUUAUACAGUCUAUCAGUAUGGUGAAUAUAUAGAGGAUAUAUGUAUUACUUUUAUGGUUGAUGUUUUUCUAUUUAAAUAAAUAUGGCAUGUCAAACUUAAUAAAACACUUUUUUUAAAUUAAAAUA
Molecule: messenger RNA, 3307 nt
Organism: Acipenser ruthenus (sterlet)
Lineage: Eukaryota; Metazoa; Chordata; Actinopteri; Acipenseriformes; Acipenseridae
Exons: 4
Coding region: 917-2815 (632 amino acids)
Molecular function (GO): protein binding
Source: RefSeq, a predicted model, not a curated record